CAAUAUUCAUAAGCAGAACAUUCGGCAUUGGGUGGUUGUCACGAUACGUUGGCAUGAUGUACUUAAUAUUCAUGAAGCAGACAUUCGGCAUUGGAGGAUUACCACGCUGCGUCAGCAUGAACUUAUUAAUAUACAUGAACUCAUUUUGCAUGUUAACACAAAAGAAUCAUGAUACGCGACAAAAAAAAAGAAAAAAGAUAAUUAUUAAAAAUGGCUACUUUUGAAAAAUAUUUUGCUAAAAAAAAAAAACCACUAGAUUUAGAUAAAAAUUUGGCAUAGCCAACAUAACCUCCUGCAUCCCUCUGUCCUCGUACGAGGACAUUAUAUUUUAGUGAAUUUCUCUGACACCAUACAUGUCACAUUUUUAAGUCUGGAUGUCCUGUAAAGAGCACAUUCAGGGCUUUUGAGAGAAACCAAAUGUUUGGAGGUUUCACCAGGACAGCAACUUCUCCUUGGUCUUUAAAGCUGCAGUCCGUAAUUUUGCCUCUUUGUCGCUAUCUCUGUUUGAAACCUCCAAAUGCAGUUGUUUGCGGAAUUAUUAUCUUUACGUGCUUUGUGCCUCGGCACGGCUCCUCAGCGCGGAUGAAUCUAAUGUUUGCUGUCAGUCACCACAUCGGCGUGGAUACCGUACUUCGAAAUCACAGAUUGUAGUCUUGGAAGUAUGACCAAAAUGAGAAUUUUCACCGGAGAAUAUCAUCUGAACAAGUAAGUAACAUGUCUGCCACUUUUGUUCUGACUGAGGGAAAAAAAGCAUUACAGUAAAUCGCGCUGCCUGUGGUGAUUAAAUCUAACGAUCGCUUAGCUCAUAUCACAUCAAACCGUGCAAAUUAUUAUUAUUGUUAUACUUUGUUCUCAAAUUGUUAAUGUUAACAACAUCAGCAUUGCGUGACUAUGUGUAUUUAGAGUGUAUUAGGGUUACCUGUAGAUUUCAAUUUCUGUACAGUCUAAUAACGUUAAUUUGUCAUACAAUCUGCCCUCAAAAUGAUAAGUUUAAUUAUUGCAGCUGCUGUGAGAAAAGGCUAUUAAUGAUCUGCCUCACAUGCAAUAUAGCCUACUAGUUGGGACUUGUUCUUUAUGUAUUUAUCUGACGCAAUGACGCAAAAACAAACGGCGACAUGCUUGAAUUUCCCGCGGAAACCCACCAGUACCACCCGAAUCAUAAAACAUUAUUACAAGCUUACCAUUGUGAAUCGGGCUAAGGUAAGGAGGUAGUUUUGAACACUGGCUGGUUAUGUAUGCUCAAAAAUUGAUUUUGGAUCAUUUUUAACCAAAAAACAUUAUGGACAGCAGAUUUAAAAAUGACUGAAUGAUCAAAUUUAGCACUCUUAUGGAAAUAUGAUAAUAUUUUAUAAUUAUCAUUUAAAUCUGAUUAAAUUGUUUGUUAUAAAUCAACAUCUCGGGAAAAUGCUAUGGGGUUUCUAAUCAAAAUAUGACUUUCUGUUACAAAACAGGGCAUUGAUUUCAUACAUGUCUGAGGAAACCAGGACUUAAAUCAUGUUUAUCAGGCCAUUUAGGAGAAUAGGGAAAGAAAUUACAUAUCAAUAUUUCUAUGAAAUAUUAAAUAUUAUUAUGAAAAUGUUGCCAAAUAUUACUCCCAUUAUUAAACUUCUUUUUCAUUAGGCUACAUGUUGCUCCAAGAACACAUUAAUAUGCAAAUUAGAUACAGACUAUAGAUGCAUUGCAUUGAAUGGGAAAAUUCAUGUAUGGCAAUUUUACCCACAUAUUGCAUAAAGUAAAAUAGUAUAUCAAUUCAUUCCAUUAUAUCUUUCAUAACAUAGAUGAGAAUCAUCUUUAAACAAAAUUUGGUUAAAAAAAAUCCUGAAACCUAAAAAUUGAUUGGUGAAUGAAAAAAAAAUGUCAUUUCAUGUCCUUUUAUUUUUUAAACAACUGAGUCCUGGUUUCCACUUAUGAGGACAUAGCAUAAUAUAUGAAUAACGUACAAAAUUCCAUUUGUUUUUAUGCUCUAAACAAUGUAAUGACAUGGAAAAAAUACUAAAUUUAAAAAAACAUUUUUCCCCAGGUUUAGGAGGAUAAUAUCAACAAAAAGAAACAAAAUAAAAGCAUAGAUAGAAGGUAUUACUUGUUGAAUUUGCUCUUUAAUUCAUUCACCUGUCUCUCUCUCUCGGCUGAGAAUCUGAGCAUUAAUUAUAAAGCGAGUGAUCAUGCAGUCUGCUGCCUGUAGCUCCAUUAAUAAAACACCCCGACAAAGGAUUUGAGAAAGAGAGAGCCUUGGUUUAAUUAAUAUUCAUUUCCUUUAUUUGUAGGCUAUGAUUGUUCUGCAUACAGUAUUGUCAAAAUGCCAAUACAACACACACACACACACACACACACACACAUACACACACAAUUCAAUUUGUUCAUUUUUGCUAUUUUCAUAACUUUCAUAAUUCAUUCUUCUGUAGUAGUAGGCUAUUUUGUCUUUUUAACUGUUUUAAUUUCAUGCUGAUAUUUUAUUUGUUACCAUUACUAGUUUAUUUGCACUUACAUUGCAUAAUUUUUGUCUUUCAUAAAGCACACUAAAACUGAUACUGAAUUUAGAGAGUGGGAAAGCAGAAGAGGGGUAAAAACACUGAGCAUAUAUGACCUCUGUGUCUUUAUAUUGGCCAUUUCAAAUUAUUUCAAAUAAGUCAAAUUAUUAAUUAAAUGAGAAUGACCUGUUGACACACACUCUUGUGUGGACUGUGUUCAUGGUCUGUAAUGUUCUCCUGCAUCCCACUUGAAAUUUGUGAUGUGUCAACCCCUCUAGUGGAGAAGAAUGGCUUUGCAUCCAGCAGCAACCAUAUCCUUGUGGCUGCGCAAGAUAUCUAUAAGAUUUCUGAAGCCAAGCUAGAUGAAAGUGAUGAAUCUUGUAAUGUAUAAGCAUUUCAUUUAUUCUUGGAUGAUGCAAGAUGGCGACGCUCUGCCCACUUGGUGUAUGUGUGUUUCACCUGUAUGCGAUUAGAGAGAAUUAUGCGUAAAUAAAGUUGGAAAGUAUUCUUAUUAUCCAUCUUAUCUUUAUAGACGGCUAUACAGACAUGCAUGGACAACAGGGAGCGACAUUAUAAAUCUGUCUUUUACAAAGCAAUGAGCUGUUGUCUAGUAUAAGGACUAUAGGCUAUAGCUAUUUUAUUAGUGCCUUCUUACUCUACUGAGGUGAAAAUUACCCAUACCAAAUAAGAAAUGAAAUUCUGAAAAAUAGGAAUUUUAUUAUAUCCAGUAGGAUAUUGUUUUAAGAAGGUUCUUGUUUAACUGGCUCUAAAUUAUGAUAGAUUUUCAUGUUUGCACUUCUUUUGGAUUAUUUGACAAUUCAGAAGUGGAACAAUGUGCAUUUUGCCAACACUUGUGUUUUGGUUCCACGCUCCAUACUUUUUCUCAAAGGCCUGUUUUAAUGAGUUAGAUUCAAAUAAAGGUUUUAACAAGGGUGGAAUGUGCUAUAGCCUGUGUAAUCCCCUGACAUAAUCUGUUUGUGGGCCUGCCCCUCUCUCUUCCUUUUUUCAACCAAACACAUGAUUCAGAUCAAGCCCCCUUUGAGGCUAGGCUAAAUAAACGCACAGAGAAAGUACAAUUCUGGACCAAAGUUCAACCUCAUGCUGUUACCGGUCCGAUAUUUAUACUAGUCACCACUUUUAAAACAAGAAAUAUGCAAUGGAAACAUAAGUGAAGGACCUUGCUUACUCUUGGCAAUACACUUUCACACGGCCGUCUGCCAGAUCAGGAAUAAGAAUUAGAAUAAGGAAUAAGAACUGCACUGUUGGGGCAUUCUUCCACAUUGCAAAACUUCUCUUCAGGACAUCGCCAAGGACAAGACAAUGCUGCUGCAUCCCCAGAUCUUUGUCCUUGCUGUCUUCCUUUGGAGUCUCCCACUACUUUCCCUGGCUGGGAAGAUUCUAGUGUACCCUGUGGAAGGAAGCCACUGGCUUAACAUGGACAUUCUGCUACGAGAGCUUCAUCAGCGAGGUCACAAACUGACAGUGGUCCGUUCUGCCAACAGUUGGUACAUCCCAGAGAACACCACACACUAUACGCCCAUCACCGUCCAUGUUGAGCACCUCAGCAGCCUGGAGGACCCCAAGUACAUGGCAUCCUUUCUUAAGAGAAACAUUGACAUUCAAAGAGGGGAAGGAUCAGUUUUGUCAUUCAUUGCCCUACAGAAAGAAAUCAUUACUCUUUUAGAAGAGUCGCACAAUUCCUCUGCUGAGAUGGUGAGGAUUAUCCUAGAAGACAAAAAGCUUAUAAAAACACUCAAAGAGUCCAAGUAUGAUCUGAUGCUAACCGAUCCUGGUUUUGCAGGAGGGGUCAUAUUGGGCGCGUACUUAGGUCUACCAAUGGUGUUCAACGUACGAUGGAUAACAAACGGAGAGGGGCACUUUGCAAUUGCACCCUCACCGCUUUCUUACAUCCCAACUAUCGGAUCCAGAGUAACGGACAAAAUGAGCUUUGCGAAUAAAAUGAAAAAUUUCUUGCAUUUUGGAAUCGGCCAAUACAUAGACCACAUGCUCACAAGGCCCCUCUAUCAAGGAGUUAUCAGCGAAUACAUAGACCCCAACUCCAACAUCUACACUCUGAUCCAAGGAGCGGAUUUGUGGCUCAUGCGAGUUGAUUUUGUAUUCGAAUUCCCUCGUCCUACUAUGCCCAAUGUGGUCUACAUUGGAGGCUUCCAGUGCAAACCCUCCAAACCUCUACCAGAUGAAUUGGAGAAGUUUGUCGAGAGUUCUGGAGAGCAUGGGGUGGUGAUCAUGUCUUUGGGUACUCUGCUUGGAAGUCUGGUUCCUGACAUAUCUGAGGUCAUCGCCUCUGCCUUCGCUCGCUUGCCGCAAAAGGUAAUUUGGAGGCACGUAGGGGAAAAGCCAUCUACGUUGGGGAAAAACACACUCAUUGUGGAAUGGUUGCCUCAGAACGACCUCCUAGGCCAUCCUAAAACUAAAGCUUUCGUCACCCAUGGAGGAACGAAUGGAAUCUACGAGGCUAUUUACCAUGGCGUGCCGAUGCUUGGACUCCCGCUCAUCUUCGACCAAUUCGACAACAUGAUUCGCCUGGAAGCCAGAGGGGUGGCUCAUGUGCUUGACGUCGCAACCCUGGAUGUAGAUACCCUAACGCAAGCCCUGAGGGACAUACUGGAUGAAAAUCAACAGUACCAGAAGAACAUGCGCAGAAUGUCAAGUCUACAUCGUGACACACCGCUUAAGCCAAUGGACAGCGCCAUCUUUUGGCUGGAGUUUGUCAUGAGGCAUAAGGGUGCGGCGCAUUUGCGCACAGAGUCCUACAAGCUUCCUUGGUAUUCCUACCACUGCGUGGAUGUGUUAAUGUUGAUAGUGAGUUUGUUUAUGGCAGUCUGUCUGAUCUUGGUCUUGAUGAGCAAGGCAUUGCUGAAAGUUUUUGUCAGGAAAAGAAAGGCCAAAAAAGAGUAGACAUCUUUGGUCGUUUUUUUUUUUGGCUAUAGGCUGAUAUCAUUAAUGCUGCUGUAUGUAAUUUCUGCACCACUUCCAAUGGGUUAAGGCCUGGUUAUUUUGCAUGGCCUUGUAGCUGGUAGAUACUCAACCAUCUGACUGGAAAAAAAACAUCUUUCUCCAUUAAUAAUUUUGCAAGCAACGUUUAAAUUGUAAAUAUAUCAAUUUAACCAAUUCCCAGUCUCACGAGUUCACACUUACAAAUAAUCGGAUAGAGUAAAAGAGCAUGCGUAUUUGGCGUGCUGACUGAGGGGGGCUCUGAGCUUGGAAUUUGGCCCAAACUAAGAGUACACCCCCCCGUAUACCUGGCUGGGAUAGGAACCAGGGUGCUGGAGGGAUGCAGAAAAAUGUGGAAGAACGUAUGCGAGUCGGCUAUGUAUAUAUGCCUCCUCUCGUGCUGAUUGGAUAGAUAAUUUGAACGUGUUCCUCUUAAAUUUUGUUAAAGGGUUAGUUCACCCAAAAAUUAAAAGUAUGUCAUUGAUUACUCUCCCUCAUGUCGUUCCACACCCGUAAGACCUUUGUUCAUCUUCAGAAAAUUUUAUGCCUCAGUGAGGCCUCCAUUGACAGCAAGAUAAUUAACACUUUCAAUGCCCAGAAAGCUACUAAAGACAUAUUUAAACAGUUCAUGUGACUACAGUGGUUCAAACUUAAUGUUAUGAAGCGACGAGAAUACUUUUUGUGCGCCAAAAAAAAAAAACCAAAAUAACGAUUUUACCCAACAAUACCUAAUGAUGGGUGAUUUCAAAACACUGCUUCAUGAAGCUUCGAAGUUUACGAAUCAUGUGUUUCGAAUCAGUGGUUCAGAGCACGUAUCAAACUGCCAAAGUCACAUGAUUUCAGUAAACGAGGCUUUUUUACGUGAUAAGUGUUUCGAAAUUUUAAUGGUUCACCACUGGGGGGGGUGUGACUUUUCUUUAGUAGCUUUCUGGGCAUUGAAAGUGUUAAUUGUCUUUCUGGCAAUGCAGGCCUCACUGAGCCAUCGGAUUUUAUGAAAAAUAUCUUAAUUUCCUUUCUGAAGAUGAACGAAGGUCUUACGGGUUUGGAGCGACAUGAAGGUGAGAAUUUUCAUUUUUGGGUGAACUAACCCUUUAAUAAAACAUUUAUUGGAACGCUCUUAAAAGCGUGAAAUGGACAUUCUUCAUUUCCGCUGCCUUUCACAGUUAAGUUUAGUCACUAGAGAUCAGCUAAUUGAAUUGCAGUUUCUAAACAGUUUUCCCAAACCCUCCCCCUAUCUGCCAUAAAUAAAAAAAAAUAAAUAAAUAAAAAAAA
Molecule: messenger RNA, 6695 nt
Organism: Ctenopharyngodon idella (grass carp)
Lineage: Eukaryota; Metazoa; Chordata; Actinopteri; Cypriniformes; Xenocyprididae
Gene: ugt5e1
Product: UDP glucuronosyltransferase 5 family, polypeptide E1
Exons: 2
Coding region: 3789-5387 (532 amino acids)
Molecular function (GO): UDP-glycosyltransferase activity
Source: RefSeq, a predicted model, not a curated record